GAAAGUCCUCGCCGCGGCGCGGAGCGAUGACGUAUGCAGAAGGCUCACUCAAGUUGGCGCACAGUCUUCCCGCCUCUGUCCUGCUCCGAUUGGCUUCUCGGCCCCUAUGGGCCCCUGCCCAUUGGAGAGAGAAAAUAUUACAUUGAUGUGCAAAGAAAAGAAGAUAGUUUUGAUUUAUCUGGAGCUAGCAGGAAUGAGGCUGAAAGUUCCAGUUUCUAUAUGACUUGUGAAAUCUCUUUGGAGGAAAUAAAGAAGCCAGACUGUGCCUCACCCCAGAAGAGGAAAGAAGCUAAAAAUAUUCAAAGAUUGGACCAUUACUGCAAACAGCAUACACCUCCUCUUGUGAUCUCUCCAGAUCCCCAUGAAUAUGAAGCUAAGAGUAUUGAUGUAUUCUGUUUUAAAAGUACGUGGGAAACGAACAAAUUAGAAGAAUCAAAUGCUGACUUUAUCCAAGAAGAUUCAAGGAACGAUUAUGGGAAAAGAGACAAGAAGGUUCAGGAUGCUGUCAGUAAUGUACAUACAAGGGACAUUAUUUUAACAGACCCAUGUGAUUGGCAAAUGGCACAUAUCCCACAGAAGGCUCAGUGUUGUUGCACCUGUGCAGAACAACAAUGUAACUUUAUAUCUGAAACAUCUGAUGAAGAACAAGACAGUUUCUCAGAUUCAUCUGUGACAGUAACAAGUAUUCUAGGUGCAUUAGAAAAUGAACAGUCAGAGGAGUUCAGUGUAUCAUCUGUAUCUGACAGCCUGAGUCUUAGAUCAUUAUCUGAUGUGCAUGAACAGAUGGAAGAAAACAAUUGUGUUGACCGAAAAGGAGGAGGAAAACUCUGGCUGCAGCCUAGGCCAUCUUGAUCAAAGAGUUCUAGAGGAAAUGCAGAAGAUUAACACCUCUGACAGACUCACUCAGACAAACUCCUUCCAUUUCAGGUAUUGAUAUUUAUUCUGCCUGAAAAGAACCAGAUAGGCCUUUAUGUUUCCAUUUCAGGGACCCACAUCUUUGAGUUAGUAUUCAAUAUUGGGGACUUGAUGAUGCCUUCCUUUCUAUAGCACUGCAGUAGUCUCACCUGAUGGUAACGAAAUCAUGGAUAACAAUGGGAUGAUUCAAAUUCACAAGAGUGAAUGUAGGAUCCCUCUCAAGUGCAAGAUAAGAAGGAGUAUUACUUAUUCUUCCCCAAGGAAUUUAUAAUCUAAAUUGCUAUUCAGGCCAUCCAGAAAUCGCCCAAGAUCCAACAAAUUCCCCAACCAAACCAAGACAUGCCCCAUUAAUCAAAGAUACUGAUAUAUAAUUUCUGCCAUUUCCUCAGUAUCUUGGUCUUGUCUGGGCUGAGUCUCAGUCUGCUCAGCUCAUAUCUAUGCAUCAGCCUCUGUCAGGCGGUGCUAUGAUGCAUUAAAUCUAUGUCACUGAUUUUCAUACUACAACUCUACAGAUGAAGAAGGGACAGCAAAUAUGGAUCAUGACAUGUAAGAGUGUCAAUACCAGUCAUAUUUCCAUCAUUUUCCACGUUACAUUAGUACAUAAGUUAUCAGGUCAGUAGUAAACUGUUAGAAUAAAAAAUGGUUAAAAUCAAACUUAAGAUGCCCCAGUCAGAACUGAUACCAUAUACAAAUAUUAUGGUGUUUCAUUCUCUGAGUUAGUAGGUAUGUAAUGGUAUCUGUUGCUUUAAAGCAUCACAGAUUGCACUAGUUAAGGCAUAAUAUUUCUCACUUUCGUGACAAAGAACAUGACUUUUAGAGUUCACACAAAAAAAAUCACAUUCUUGAUCUCUCCAUUCAGCUGCUACCAAGCAAGCCUUCAUACAUUUAAUGGCUAGUGUAGUGGACUAUGGGAUUUUUAAAUGUCUUUAAACCAUUAAAUAUUACUACAUUAAAAAAAACAAUUAUUGUAAAAUAAAGGAUAUUUGGCUUCUCAACUUCCUAUAACUUCUUAAUUAGCCCAUUGGGUGAUAUCCAGGGCCCAUUCAAGUCAAUGAAGUUUUGCCUUUAACUUCAAUGGAGCCGGCAUUUCAUGUCUUUCAUGUCUGCAUGUCAUGACUUUUCCUUCUGUAAACUACUUAUGAUUCUUCUCACUUUUUACCGUCACACACAACCAACCUUAGUUAUGUUUAAUGACUGUUUUGUUGCAAAACUUCAUCAAAGGGCUGGUCCAGCAUGCAAGGGACUUUGACGGAGCUCCCAUGUGCCUGUUGUGACAGAAUCAAGCCCUACAUUAAUUUAAGCUGUAAUGAAUAAUUGAUAAUGCUUUUAAAAUUAGAUAAAGUGAACCACAUACAGCUAUGCUGAUUUCUGCUGAAUUAAGUUAAAUAUUGCCAGCUAAAUUAGGACAACUACAAAUCAUGUCAACUCGUUUAGAAAGCUAUUAUAAUGAUGUGCAACUAAAAACCCAGUCAGGCAAGAUGAGGCAUGUGAGCAGACCUCUGUACACAUGCGGCGCUUCACUGACUUCACUAGGGCUUUGUGCAGAUUUAAGGGUUUGCACACUUAGCUCAGUUUACAGGACUGGGG
Messenger RNA from Dermochelys coriacea (leatherback sea turtle), 2502 nucleotides. RefSeq lists its product as uncharacterized. The transcript is spliced from 7 exons. The record is from RefSeq and is a predicted model, not a curated record. Lineage: Eukaryota; Metazoa; Chordata; Testudines; Dermochelyidae. Bases 34 to 852 code for a protein of 272 amino acids.